Molecule: messenger RNA, 1074 nt
Organism: Maniola jurtina (meadow brown)
Lineage: Eukaryota; Metazoa; Arthropoda; Insecta; Lepidoptera; Nymphalidae
Gene: Mlc2
Product: myosin regulatory light chain 2
Exons: 4
Coding region: 148-744 (198 amino acids)
Biological process (GO): locomotion; post-embryonic development
Cellular component (GO): myosin II complex; cytoplasm
Molecular function (GO): myosin heavy chain binding; calcium ion binding
Source: RefSeq, a predicted model, not a curated record
GGAAUCGAAACCAGGAGGUGAAGACGAGAGGGGGAGGGGGGGGGGGGGGGAACUCUUGGAUGGUGGAACGGGAACGACAGCUCGGAGUCAGGGUGGGACUGCCGAGCGGUACAGUCUCUCUUCCGUCGAACCAACAAACUUAACAAAAUGGCGGAUAAGGAAAAGAAGAUCAAGAAGAAGAAGGCAAAAGAAGACGCGCCCGCAGAGGAGGCCCCAGCACCCGCCGCAUCUUCAGGAGGCUCGCGCGGCAGCCGCAAGGCCAAGCGCACUGGCUCCAAUGUCUUUUCCAUGUUCUCCCAGAAGCAGGUCGCCGAAUUCAAAGAGGCCUUCCAGCUAAUGGACCACGACAAAGACGGUAUCAUCGGCAAGAACGACCUUCGCGCGACCUUCGACUCCCUCGGCAGACUGGCCAGCGAGAAGGAGCUCGACGAGAUGGUCGGCGAGGCGUCCGGCCCCAUCAACUUCACCCAGCUCCUCACCCUCUUCGCCGGCCGCAUGUCCGGCGGCUCCGACGACGACGACGUCGUCAUCAACGCCUUCAAGACCUUCGACAACGACGGCAAGAUCGACUCGGAGAGGCUGAGGCACGCCCUCAUGACCUGGGGAGACAAGUUCUCCGCCGACGAGGUCGACGAAGCGUACGACCAGAUGGAUAUCGACGAUAAGGGCUUCAUUGACACCACCAAGCUGAUCACCAUGUUGACCGCCAGCGCCGAGGAAGAGGAAGGUGGCGAGGCUGCGUAGUCUGACCAAUAGCAGCUCAGGAUAGAAGUUCCAAGGGGUACCACCUGACCCGCUCCGGUUCCACGGAUUAAACGCGCUUGGAACCGAACAUCUAUUAUUUUAUUUAACAACAACUCUAUGUUAAUUUAUUGUUUCCAUUUUAUAAUUUAUAUUACUUAAAAUGAAAAUAUAGUUAUUGCUAUGCCAAGAUCGUGUAAAACUGUCCCUAACUGGGUGUUCACGGGGGUUGGGGGUUGUAUGGAAUACUAUGUAUUCAUUUUCUGUUUGAAAUAAAGAUUUAAAUCAAGUCUGACUAAAUGAUAAGGCUCGAAGCGGCCAAUUUAAUAGUAA